GAGAAAUAAUUUAAAACCAAUUUCUCUUUGCCAGCAGCAAAAUGAAGAUUUUGGUCUUCACAGUACUUUUCACGUUUGGGACGUUUCUUGUCUCUGCGCAAUCAACGGAUCCACCACCUUCUCAACCACCAUCAACGCCAAAGCGUUCAUCAGAACCAAUGGGUCCACCACCACCUCGGGAACCGAGAACGACACGCCGUCCAUCAGAACAAAAGGGUCCACCACCACCUCUAUCACCAUAUCGGUCACCAACAACGACAUUGCGUCCACGAGGAUCAGCGGGUGCAUCAUCAUCUCGACGACUAUCAACGCCACCCUCUCCAGGUGAAACAAGGAUAUCUGCGCUUGUCGCUCCAGUAAAUAAAGAUCUAAUCUUCCGUGGCAGACUUGUUUAUGCAGCAUAUUAUGAAUUGUUCGAUGAGUUUUUCGUACUGAAGCCAAAUUACCAACUAGAAUACGAGCACGGCGCACCAAAAGUAGUGAAGCUUCAAGAUUUAGAAGAAGAUGAUCUACUGGUACGCGAUAAGCAUAUGAUUGCAUUUUAUUCAGUGCGAACUCACCAAUUUAUUAUGCUACCUGAAAAUCUACGGGCGCGUCUCAUCCGAUAACUUUGAACGAAUUUUGUCCAAUGUUAGUUCAAUACUGUUGUUUUGACAAAUAAACUGUAGAACUAUUGGAGCGAAUCGACAUAUUUAACGAAACGCGUUUACAUCUGUACCUUUUACCUUUCACAGAAUUUUUAAUUUCAAGUGUUUAUUUGCGCAACUAUAGACAUGCUAAAUAUUCAUGCACUAAGUCGCCUAGAACCCAUAAUCAAAACACUAAUGUGCAGAUGUGCUUUUAUGUUAAGAAUCAAAGAACUGUUAAUGCAAAAUUUAUGAAUAAUAAAAAAAGAAUCAAUUUGGUA
This is a messenger RNA of Belonocnema kinseyi, 907 nucleotides long. RefSeq names its product T-box transcription factor TBX1-like. The transcript is spliced from 7 exons. The record is from RefSeq and is a predicted model, not a curated record. NCBI's taxonomy places the organism in Eukaryota, Metazoa, Arthropoda, Insecta, Hymenoptera, Cynipidae. The coding region runs from base 42 to 608 and encodes 188 amino acids.